AUGCAGACCCUGCCGAGAAAAGAAGGUUCGCUGCUCAGGAACUUCGCCGCAGUGCACGAAUUGCAAACGUCAUGGUCGAGAAUGCGCAGCACCUACACGGAUGGAGACGAGGUUUUUGAGACUGAGAUUGGCCAGUAUCUCCCCGCCUCCGUUAAAAGUUUCUUCGAAAAGGUCUAUCCACUCCCAUCCCAUGCGUUCUUGCAUCCUGAGACGACUAGGGAACGCUGCCGUGAGGGGAAGAUCGACCCGGCAUUGGGGCAUGCCAUCUGUGCUUUGGCGACCCUUCACUCCGGUUCCGAUUUCCAGAUCCGCGACAGAGCAGCGGCUUGGGUUCAGACGGUGGAGCAAAGAAUAUGGCAGCACCUGGAGAACCCUACUAUCCCGCGCCUGCAGGCUCUGUUGCUUGUCAUUCGUUACCAGAUGGAGACGUGGAAGUUUCAGAGGGCUUUCAUGCUUACAGCUACCGCGGCUCGCUUUGCGGCAGCUUUGCGCUUGAAUCACGAGCGGCCUGAUUUAGACUUCGUUGCACAGGAGGUGCGUCGGCGAAUCAUGUGGUCCCUCAAGGUCACGGAACGAUACUUCUCAGUCGGACUGCCCGAGUUUGAAGCAUGCCCUAUCGAGACGAUAUACCUGCAGUUUCCGCGUGUAGUCUUUGCGGCAGUUGACGCCGCAUACGUCGCGUCAUCUGAACAAAGCUGCUUGCUGCACGCCACCGCCAUUAUACAGAUUCUGACGAAUUUGAAUCAAUACAGCACCAGUCAUCUUCUCUUGGAAUUUGAUGCAGCCAUUUGCGCCUAUCAUGCAACCAGGCUCUUACUGUUCAUCUCUCAGUCAGGGAGGGUCCCAGACUGCCCGUCUCCAGAGUUCGCCGUAAGCCGUGCUGCUCUAUGCCUUGCUGCACUCAAGCGCUUCUUCCCUUCAUCAGCAUUGGCCAAGCCUAUCAUAGACGACAUGGAACGCUUGACAAAAGGCCAUGCACCACAGGAGAGCGGUAUCGGUGGAAUCUCUUCACCUGAUUUCCAGGAGGGAAGUAGAAAAUUGGACGAGCAACUCCCAGAUGCAGCAAAGGCAAGACAGAGGUUAGCAAUCCACAGCCUGCUGAGACAGGCAGAUUUUACCGACGAGGACGACGGAGAUGGAUACUCGUCCUCUCUGUCUCAUGCUGGUUUGUCUCCUGUCCUGACGAGAUAG
This is a messenger RNA of Colletotrichum spaethianum, 1191 nucleotides long. RefSeq lists its product as uncharacterized. The transcript is spliced from 2 exons. Gene Ontology annotation, cellular component: nucleus. The record is from RefSeq and is a predicted model, not a curated record. Gene Ontology annotation, molecular function: DNA binding; zinc ion binding. The coding region runs from base 1 to 1191 and encodes 396 amino acids. NCBI's taxonomy places the organism in Eukaryota, Fungi, Ascomycota, Sordariomycetes, Glomerellales, Glomerellaceae. Gene Ontology annotation, biological process: DNA-templated transcription.